Oncorhynchus nerka (sockeye salmon) is the source of this 4291-nucleotide messenger RNA. Its product is annotated as neurofascin-like. The record is from RefSeq and is a predicted model, not a curated record. Gene Ontology annotation, biological process: cell-cell adhesion; axon guidance; brain development. Gene Ontology annotation, cellular component: axon; plasma membrane. Gene Ontology annotation, molecular function: cell-cell adhesion mediator activity. Lineage: Eukaryota; Metazoa; Chordata; Actinopteri; Salmoniformes; Salmonidae. The coding region runs from base 259 to 3765 and encodes 1168 amino acids. The transcript has 27 exons.
AACCCAAUGAGUGUAGCUGUGUUUGUCUUUCCUUCUGUCCUCCACACCAAAGGCAUAAAGACCCAUCUUGACAAGAGUCGACUUCACUAAUGUUGGAUCACAGGAGAAGGCCUUGAAUCGGUUUAACUUCUAGAGAGCAGAAGGGUUAGUGUAGACAAGUCUCCCUGUUGUCCACACGAGUGUUCCAAAAUGGUCAGAGCCGUAUCAGGAGCCAACCAGGAGUUGUGACAGGAGAGGAGAGCCAAUCAGAGGAGAGAGAUGUUGGUGCAGGGCGGGCCUUGGGUCCUGUCUGUCAUGUCAUUGCUCCUGCUGCUGUGGCAAGAAAUGUCUGCUAUCGAGGUUCCUCUUGAUCAAAAGAUCCAGCAGGAUUUGAAGCAGCCUCCCACCAUAAUGAAACAGUCAUUGAAGGACUACAUUGUUGAUCCCAGAGAUAACAUCAUCAUUGAAUGUGAGGCUAAGGGGAACCCCGUGCCAACGUUCUCAUGGCGACGGAAUGGGAAGUUCUUCAACGUGGGGAAGGAUCCACGGGUGACGAUGCGGAAGCGCUCGGGAACGCUGGAGAUUAGCUUCCGGAGCGGAGGGAGGCCAGAGGACUAUGAGGGGGAAUACCAGUGUUUCGCCUCUAAUGACUUUGGAACGGCGCUGACCAACAAGAUCCUACUACGAGUGUCCAAGUCCCCUCUGUGGCCCAAGGAGGUAUUGGAGCCAGUAGUAGUGGGUGAGGGUUCUUCCCUGGUCUUGGCCUGUAACCCUCCUCCAGGCCUGCCCCCUCCACACACCUUCUGGAUGAACAGCGCCAUGAUGUCUAUAACCCAAGAUAGGCGUGUGUCCAUGGGUCUGAAUGGAGAUCUGUAUUUCUCUAAUGUUCUGGCUAAAGACUCGCACACAGACUACAGCUGCAACGCCCGCUUCCUCUUCACACACACCAUCCAGCAGAAGAACCCCUUCACACUCAAAGUGCAGACCAGUCGUAAGGUAGCAGAGACUCCCCCUAACUUCCUCUCCCCCGCGGGGACUGACAGCUCAAGGAUGAUGGUGCUGAGAGGACAAAAACUACAGCUGGAGUGUAUCGCUGCCGGAUUUCCCACCCCCAGUAUAAAGUGGUUUAAGAAGGGAGGAGAUCUGAACCAGAAGGUGAAGCUAGACAACUUCAAUAAGACUCUGCGUAUUGACAGCGUGUCAGAGGAGGACGCAGGGGAAUACAUGUGUAUGGCCAACAAUCAGAUAGGAAGCAUCCGACACUCCAUCUUCGUCCAGGUUAAAGCGGCUCCCUAUUGGCUGGACAAGCCAUUCAACCUGGUGUUAGCACCGGAUGAGAGCAGUCGUCUGGUGUGUCGGGCCAAUGGGAACCCCAAACCACUCAUCCAGUGGCUGGUCAACGGAGAGUCUAUGGAGAGAAAUAGCUCCCUGCCCAACCCCAGAAGAUCGGUGGUAGGUGACACCAUCAUCUUUCACUCUGUUCAGAUCGGCAGCAGCGCUGUGUACCAAUGUAACGCCUCCAAUCACCAUGGUUACCUGCUGGCCAACGCUUUCGUCAGCAUAUUGGACAUGGCUCCCAGGAUGCUUGGUGCUAAGAACCAGCUAAUAAAGGUGAUAGAGAACAACAGAACCUUCCUGGACUGUCCCUUCUUUGGCUCGCCACUUCCUGAGCUACGUUGGUUUAAGAAUGGUCAGGGCAGUGGUCUGGACGGUGGUCAAUACCGGGUCUACAUCAAUGGGAGCCUAGAGAUCAAGCGUGCGCGGGUUGAGGACCAGGGUACAUACACCUGUGUGGCCAGAAACAUCCUGGGCAAGGAGGAGAACCAGGUCCGACUGGAGGUCAAAGAGCCGACCCGUAUCGUCAGGGCUCCAGAGCACCAGUCAGCAUUUAGAGGCACCAUGGCUCGUUUUGACUGCCGGGUGAAAUCAGACCUCACUCUGCCCAUCACUGUUACCUGGCUGAAGGAUGACAAGCCUCUCUCUCUGGGAUGGAGGUUAAAGAAGGAUGAGGAUUCCCUGUCCAUCCCUAAUGUCCACGAGCAGGAUGAGGGAACAUACACCUGUACUGUUAAAUCAGAGAUCGACCAAGAUACUGCCUCAGCACGCCUUACUGUGUUAGAGGGCACCUCCCUGUAUCCCUCACUGUCUAGUGCCUUGCCUGCAGCUCCUGAUGCUUUCCCUAGUGGCCUGAAAGGCUGGGGUACCAAGAACACAAACAUGGAGAUCAGCUGGGAGCCCUUGUUGGACACAGAGCAAAACGGCCCUAACCUGCACUACUCGGUGUGGUGGAGGCGGAAGGAUACGGGGGAGGAAUGGAACAACGUGACUACGGUUGGGACGAAGCACAUUGUCCACGACACAGAGACCUACGUUCCCUAUGAGAUCAAACUGCAGGCCAGGAAUGACUUUGGAGCAGGACCUGAGUCCAACAUCAUCAUAGGAUAUUCUGGGGAGGACAAGCCUACAGCCCCUCCUACAGACCUGCAUGUGUCAAAGAUUGACAGCACCAAGGUCAACGUCCACUGGACCCCGGUAGACCCCAAAACUGUCCAGGGAGAGUUCAAGGAGUACAGGCUGUACUACUGGCGUGAGGGCAGCAUGGUGAAGGGUCUGCAUGUGAAUAAAGAGAAGAAGACUAAAGGGUUCUACAGUACCGUGGCCCAGCCUACUGGCAUAUUGACAGACCUACAGCCAUACAGCCACUACCGCAUGUUUAUGGUGGUCGCCAACAGUCGUUACGAUGGGCCGCCUAGCAACCAUGUGGAUUUCCAUACCAAGGAAGGAGUGCCAGAUCUUCCUCAGUUCUUUAAGAUCGUCCAGAGUAGUCCAGAGUCUAUCCACCUGGAGUGGGACAAACCCCUGGAGCCUAACGGCAUUCUGAUUGGAUACACACUCAACUAUCAAGCAGUGAACGGGUCGCGUGUGGGCCACAUGCAGAUGGAGAGUUUCCUACCUAACGUGACAGCCUACAGACUCCGCUUGCCAGACCAAGCUAUCCGCUACAGGUUCUACCUGGCGGCCCACACACAGGUGGGAGCAGGGAAGGUCUACGCUGGGGAGUCUCCACAUUUCACCAAUGAAGGCAUGGCUCCUGGGAGGGUGAUCUGGAACCUGACGGUGAAGCCUAACAGUAACUACGCUAACGUCAGCUGGAACCACAACUUCCCGAUCGGCAGCAGCGAGUUCCAGCUAGAGUUCACACUGGACGGCAAUGGCAGUGUGUCAAGCGUACCAGUGAACCAGCCGCCCAUUAAGCUGGCGGGGCUGAUCGAAGGGGCCAAGUACCGCCUGAGGGUGUACUCCAACGAAUACCACAGCAUCUCCAGCAAUGUUGUCACCUUUGAGACCAGCGCAGCCUACAUUAAAGACCAGGUGGACAUUGCUACCCAGGGCUGGUUUAUCGGGCUGAUGUGUGCGAUCGCUCUCAUCAUCCUCAUCCUCCUCAUCGUCUGCUUCAUCAAGAGGAGUCGCGGAGGAAAAUAUCCAGUACGAGAUAAAAAAGAUAUCCCUCUGGAGGGAAUGGAUCAGAAGGGAGAGGAUGGAUCAUUUGACUACAACAGCGACGAGGACAACAAGCCUCUGCAGGGCAGCCAGAACUCUCUGGAUGGGGGUGUGAAGGAGAGUGACGACAGCCUGGUGGACUAUGGCGAGGGAGGGGAUGGCCAGUUCAACGAGGACGGUUCCUUCAUCGGCCAGUACACUGUCAAAAAGGACAAGGACGAGACGGAAGGCAACGAGAGUUCCGAGGCCACCUCACCCGUCAACGCCAUCUACUCGCUGGCAUAGUCCCCAUGCCCGGCCUGGCCUGGGGAUCUGAGGAACUCCCCUUGGUGGUCGGAGGGUGAUAUUACCACCACUACUACUACUACACACACACACACACAUACGCGAACACACACACAUAUGAAUAUAAGUGUAUUAAUAUAUAAAACACAUAUACACAUGUAAACACACGCAGCACCUGCCUGGAGACUGUUUGACCUCUUAAAGCGGAGGGAGAAACCAUUCCUCUGAGAAUUAAGGGGGUGUGAAUGGAAUGGAGUUGAAGUUACUGUGAGCCAAGGCCUGACGUUCGGCUAUUGACGUUCUAUAGAAAUGGCUUGCCAAGGUGAAGUUUGGUAAUCUUCAACAGUACCAGUCUCUCUAUGCUCCUCCUUCUGCCCCUCACACAGACUGAGUGUGCCUAACGGGCUUCAGUUGUAGAGGACUAGGAGGAAACGCAGAGGUUUUCAACCAUUUUGUGUGGCUCUAGAGCUUUCUUUGUUUUCAACGUACUCAGCUUUCCCCCCAAACCCCUCUCUUUCUCCCCACA